GUUUCUAAUAAAAUUUCAUGGCUAUGAAUUAACUAUUUCCGAAUUGAACUGGACGAAAACUAUAAACAGAUUUGUUUCCGGAAUAUCUCAGUGAAUUAUAACAUCAUCCUUGUUAGAUAUUUGUGUCAUUUGUAAUGUCAUAAAUAGUGCUUCAUUCUCACCGAUUUUUCAAGGAUAUUUCCCUAUUGCGCAACGGUAGGUCUAAUAUUUCGGUGUUCCUUCCACGUGUUGGUUAGGGUCGAAACCGAUAUGAACAAAUAUCAAAAUAGCAUAAGUUUUCAUUAACACCCACCAUUUCCCUUUCAUCUUCUGCGUUUUCCAACAGUGUUGAACCUGUCAGCAAUAGAAAUCAUGAUGUUGAAUGUCUCAGCGUUUGGUUGCCUUGUGGCCUUGUGUUCUAGCAAUUAGCUGAACAUAACAGUCCUGUUUGCUAUUGAUUAAUUUAACAAUGUGAUACUCAUUUCAUGAUGUGAUGGAUAUUGUUGUCGAGUUUGUAAUAUUAAGUAUUGAAACAAACUUCCCAACCUAUGAUAAUUAAUACAUGUUUGAUUCUAAUACUACUACGAACUACGCUAUCUCAAAAUUUCAGUCGAUGUCCUCAUGAAAUUUAAUACAUUUACCGUUCUGUUCUCUAAACACUAAGAUAAUUAUUAAGAUCGAUGCAGCAAUAUUAAGAAUUUCUCAGGUUUGGAUACAGCGACUGCUAAGAUAUUACUCAUGAAGUAUCGUUUUGAAAAGUACUGAAUGGCAGUUAGUUAUAUAAUGAAUAUUUCUGUUCUCAUCAGUGCAAGAUUGAACAAGAGACGAACACAAAAGCUGGUGCCUUUAUGUUUCCACAAGCAAGGUGCUUUCCACCCAAAAAACAGUCCUUAUAAAACUUCAUACAAUUGAAACUGAACGCGAAUUGCUCACUGUAUGCUAACCGAUCUACCUAUCAAGUUUGUAGUGUACAGCAAUAAUCAAGCCCAGUCAAUCAUCACUGAAAUAUCAUCACUAAGCGACGUGAUAUGACAGUGGGGCACAGUAUAUCUCGUUAUCAGAUAUUACAAGUCAUUUCGGAGGAAGCUCUGCUGGAUACACGUCUCAUGAUUGUGGACACUGUUUACAUGAUAAAUAUUGAACCCAGCACCUUAGUCACACCCUUUGCUCAAAUCCUAGCGAUUCUAAAUAGGGCAAGGGAUUUUCUGUCCGAUUUCACUUCAAGUACCUCAUCGCACUCUAAUGAUUCAAAUAUGUUCGGAAUGCAAUCUCCUAGGAAAACUUCAGAAAGUGAUGAAAAAUACUCCAAUCACCUACAUCAAUUUGACGUACAUUAUGUGAAUGAGUUAUUGCAUGAAUUCGAUUGGUGUCUAGAAGUAUUGGAAAGCCUACAGUGUAAACGUUCAGUUAGCAGUUUAACACGAAUGAAGUUCCGAACUCUACUUAGUCAAGAGCUGGCUGCUUCAUUCAAUCCGCCCGAUACAGAAAUGAACAAAGAAUUCUUAAAGAAUACCUCAAACACCCAUUCUUCUUCAUCGCUUACGAAUGUACUAGAUGACUCCAAACAAAAGUCUUCACAUGAACAAGAUUAUAAAAAAUCAAAUACUAUGAGUCAAAUGCAAACGCGUAAACAACAAUUUGCUCAUUCUUCAUCACAAGUUUGUGAAUACAUUUGCAGAACAUUUUUAGAAGAUGAGGAUGAUGAUGAUGAUGAUGAAAACGUCCAACGGAGUGCAAAAUCUUGGAAAUCAACAGGUGAAAAGUCAAUUUAUAUAACAAGUCCAAGACUGAAAGUUCGAUUCAAUGAUAAACUUGACGAAAUGAAUGAAACACUUGAAUUGGAGACUGAAACAGAUAUAAUGAAUUCAACAUCAUCAUCAUCAUCUUCGCCUAUUGAUAAUACAACAUCUACCUCGUCUUCACAAAUUUGUCAUUUAGAUGACACUUCUUCCACUUUCAAAUUGAUUACAACAGAUAUUGAACUUUUUGAUAAAUCAAAAGUAGAAAAGUUUAUCAUAGACAACCAAUCUAAUUCGGCUCCAGAUUUAUUCAAAUUAGAUCAGAUUUCUAAUCAUCAUCCUUUGAGUACACUUGGAUUUUUUAUAUUUAUGAAAACUAAUUUAUUACAGAAACUUUCUAUACCCCCAGUAACAAUGCUACACUGUCUCAAAUGUAUUGAAUCUCGAUAUAAUCCCAGUGCUCCGUUUCAUAAUUCAAUUCAUGCAUUGGAUGUAUUACAUGCAACUUAUCAACUUUUUCAAUGUAGUAACUUAAAAAAUAUUUUCAGUGACCUUGAAACGUUCGCCAUUUUUUUCGCAUGCUCUAUUCAUGAUGUUGAUCACCCUGGUUUGACAAAUCAAUACCUUAUAAAUACGAGUCAUAAACUGGCCCUAUUGUACAAUGAUAUUUCAGUUCUAGAAAAUCAUCAUCUUCAUGUGGCCUUUAAACUAAUCAGUACAGAGAAAGAAUGUGAUUUUACACAAUUUCUUACAAAUCAACAGAAACAAUUAUUUCGAAAAAUGGUAAUCAAUUUAGUUCUGUCCACAGAUAUGAGUAAACAUAUGUCCUUACUGGCUGAUCUAAAGACCACUGUUGAAAAACAGCGAGCACUUCAAGGAAAUGUGAUUAGUUUGGACAGUUAUUCAGCUCGCAUGCAGAUAUUAGAGUGUGUAAUACAUGCAGCUGAUUUGAGUAACCCUACAAAACCUUUGGAAAUAUAUCAAGAAUGGGUUUCACGAAUCAUGGAAGAGAUGUUUCGUCAAGGUGAUCAAGAACGAGAAUUCGGGAUUGAAAUUAGUCCAAUGUGUGAUAGAGAAACUGCAUGCAUUUACAGUACACAGAUCGGUUUCAUCGAUUUUAUAGUUUACCCAUUAUGGGAAACAAUGGCUGAACUCUUGUAUCCAGGUGCACAAGUUCUAAUGGAGAAUAUAACAAGAAAUCGAGAUUGGUAUGCUAAUGCUAAAGAGAUGCAACAUGAACAAGAACACCAACAAUUUGAGAAGAAGUGAUCAGAGAUGAAGACGAAGUUAAUACUUUGCUCUUUCCCACUAUCAAAUUUCAUCUGUGCAUCUCUUCCCGUUGCUCAAUCCACCCAAUUAUUACAUUUCACCUUUCCCACCUAAUACUCGCGUAUUUAACCAACCUAUCACUCAAAAUUGACAACUGUUGACUCCUAUCUCCAUACACAAAGAUACAUCUUAUCUCUUCCACAAUUUUAUGCUUCCCCCCCCCCCCUCCGAAUUCAGAGAAAAGACAUUUGUGCCAAAUGAACACCCCUCAUCGCAAUUUAUAUAAAUCUUGAAAAUACAAUAAUGUAGCAUUAUAAUUAUGUACAUAAUUGUGUAUGCAUAAGUACUGUAUUGUGUUCUC
Molecule: messenger RNA, 3348 nt
Organism: Heterobilharzia americana
Lineage: Eukaryota; Metazoa; Platyhelminthes; Trematoda; Strigeidida; Schistosomatidae
Source: the annotation of a GenBank genome assembly